Molecule: messenger RNA, 1272 nt
Organism: Momordica charantia (bitter melon)
Lineage: Eukaryota; Viridiplantae; Streptophyta; Magnoliopsida; Cucurbitales; Cucurbitaceae
Product: glycine-rich protein
Source: RefSeq, a predicted model, not a curated record
CCGCCAUCUCGUUUUCCUCGCUUGAUUUUCCUUCUCCUUCUUAUAUUCAACUAUUUCAAUCCCUAGAUCUCCUGUCUACGAAAUCCCAAUUUUCCAUUCGAAUCCUUCCACUUCCAUUGCAAUGGAUUCCUCUCUGGUCGCUGGAACGCUUUCGAUGGCAGCCAACAAUGGCCUCGGCUUUGCCAAAUUCCUCAAUCGCCUCGAUUUCGUAUCGAACUACUGCGUCUCUGCCUCCGAUUCAAUCACCGAGCAGAUUCCACCAUCUUCCGCCGCCGGAGCCCUUCAAUUAUCGGCCGCACUGUUCCCCGUCGCUACCAUUGCUCCACCGCCUGUCAAAUCGAUUUCUCGCCGAUCGGCCUCUCGGACGUUCCUCCGGAGAAAGCGUCGUACGAAGCGUAGAUUAUACAGCGAUGACUCCGAGGGCGGCGAGGACGACGGAUUCGGCGGCGAUAAUUUCGACGGAUCGUACGGCGGAGGCGGAGGCGGGAGUGGUAGGGGUUGGAAUUUCGACAGAUUUGGGGGCAAUGAUUGGGACGAAUCAUCAUCGUCUUCCUCUCCUUCAAAUCCCGCGUACUAUUUUGUUUACGAGGUGGUUUGCUGGAUCGCGCUCUCGAACUGCGUGCAUUUUGCGUUCAAGAAGGUUGUUAGAUUUGCAGCUGAUGCAAUUGGGAACUCCGAAAGGGGAAAAUUGUCCAUGAGAUUAAUCUCGGUUUGUUGAUUGGUAAAAUCCUCUUCUCAAUGGUCAACAUUUGGAAGAAAAAGCUGGCAUAAAUCUCUCAUAUUCAAUUGCUAUGUAUAUCUUGUAAAUAUUCACAUUGUUUUAUCUUAGAAUUGGUUCCACAUUACAUAUGGAGGAGAUAUAUGCCAAAGCAAUCUGGUAUGCAUUUGUAAAUAUGCAUUUAUAAUCUAUUCCCAAGUAAAUCAGUUCCACACUAAAUUGGUGCCUCUGUUGAUUGGUUGAUCUUGAGCAAACUUUUUACUUCACAAUUGAAUGGAUGUGCAUUUAUGUUCUUCCUCAGUUCCUUCAGGCAUUUGGUUGAUCUCCCUGUGGCUGGUGCUUAUCAUUCUUAUAAUGGGUAAAAGUUUUAGAGUUCCAGCCAGUGAAGGAAAUCUAUGGGCGGAAAACAUUUGCUUGUUUUUUCACCCAUUGGUUUUGACUUCUGACUGACUCAGAAACUGCCUGGUUGAUUCCCCAUUUUUCCCUUCCAUUUAAGCAACUUGAGGACUGGUCUGUCUCUUUUCUUUUUGAGUAGCAAAGUUUCUGCUCUGUUU